CUUCCUCUUUACAGACACUUAAACUUCUUUAACUCCUGAGAAAUGGACCAUUGAAGAAGCUGCAGUUGGCUGGCACACUUUGUGUUUCCAUCUAUUAACUGGACAUACAAUAAACUGUGUGGAUAAACAGGGUGGUUGCUCUGGUGAAAUGAUCAGCGGAACUCUCUAUGCUGUGACCCUGUCCCUCUGUGUUGCUUUGGGUGCAAAUGCCCUGGUCCUUCUCCAGUCUCCGGUCCUGCAACGUGUCACAGAGGGUCUCACUGCCCGAUUACAGUGCACCGUGAGGAACACCGCACUGAGACGGAUCCGUGUUCACUGGUACCGGGAGCGGCCAGGAAAGAGAGAGCGGAUCUUGGUACAUGACGCAUGGAAUGGCAGACAUUGGUAUUCAGGAUUCGCUGAGCGAUUCGAACCUUCCAGAGACUCCGAAAGCAGCUUCCUUCUGACCAUCACAAACGUGCAGCCCAGCGACACUGGGGUCUAUCGCUGCUCGGUCCGGGGACACGUCCUUGGCGGAGGAAGCCAGCUCAUUGUAGACAGUUUCACUGGUCCAGUCCUUCUCCAGUCUCCGAGCCUGGAACAUGUCACCAAGGGUCACGCUGCCUGGUUACAGUGCACCAUGCAACAUGCCAAAGUGAUACACACCGAUGUUCAUUGGUAUUGGGAGCAACCAAGGCAUUUCAUGAAACACGUUAUAACACAUGAAAUGAAGAACAACAUCCAAAGGAGCCCAGGAUUCACUGAUCGAUUCCAGCCUUCCAGAGACCCCUCCAGUAACAGCUUCAUUCUGACCAUCACAAACGUGCAGCCCAGUGACACUGGGGUCUAUUAUUGCUCAGUCUGGGGAAGGAUUUAUGGGAGAGGAAGCCUGCUCAAUAUCACCAGUGUAAAUGCCCCAGUCCUUCUCCAGUCACCAAGCCUGGAACGUGUCACCGAGGGUCACACUGCCCGGUUACAGUGUACCAUGAGGAACGCCGCAGUGACACAUACUGAUGUUCACUGGCACCGGGACCAACCAAGGAAAAGCACGGAGUGGAUUUUAACACAUGACGUGAGGAACAUCACACGGAGUCCACAAUUCAUGGAGCGAUUCCAGUCUUCCAGAGUCUCCAACAAUAACAGCUUCAUUCUGACCAUCAGAAACGUGCUGCCCAUUGACAGUGGGGUCUAUUACUGUAAAGUGUGGGGAGAUAUCAGUGGGAAUGGAACCCAACUGACUGUAAUGGAUCCAUUGGCUGAUCCAGUCCUCAUUCAGUAUCCAGUGGCCAGCAAGGUACCAGAGGGUGAAACUGUCGAGUUCCAGUGUGACAUGUACAAUGCCAGUGUGAAUGACACUGAUGUUCACUGGCAUUACCAGCGACCUGGCAGCAACAGGGAGUGGGUGAUAAGCCAGUUUGUGAAUGGCACCUUCACCAAGGCCCAGGGUUUCCAUGAUCGUGUUCAUGUUUCCAGGAAUGCCAGCAGGAACAGUUACAUUCUGCGCCUUGUGAAUGUGACUCUCAAUGAUAGUGCUGUGUUCCGCUGCAGUGUGUGGAGCUACAUCGAUGGAGCAGGGAGCCAGCUCAAUGUAACUGAAAAAUCUUCCCAUGGCGUUCCCUGGAUUUCAGAUCCCAGUUUAAUCAUUGGCACCAUUCUGAGCUUCACUGUCUUGAUCUGCAUUGUCCUGCUCACAGUCUUCCUUCAUAAACAAAAGCUGUGUUUAUCAGUAAAGGACUCCACUCAACGGAGGCCUGUUGAAGAUCAGGAUGCUGUGUAUGCAACAGUAAAUGAUCGAACACAGAGCAGUGAGCAAGCAACAGUUCCUGCUGUUGUGCUGGCUGAAGGAGAAUGUCAUUAUGCUGAGGUUCACUUUCACCCACAAGGAGUCAGCCGGCCGACAGUGACAGCUGCUGAAAGUAACUCAGAGUACGCAGUUGUAAAAUGGGCAAGAAACUGAAGUUCGACAAGACCCUUUCAGUCUGCAGCAAAGAGCAGUCAACAGCAACUCACUUGAACAGAACCAUCUCGGCUUCUUCUUUGCAUUCACCCAGAUUCAGGCUUCCUCACCAACAACUGUCCCAUGUCCAUAUAUUCCCAGACCCUGAGAUUACUGAGUACUCAGACCCUCCCAGACCCUGAGAUUACUGGACACUGAGACCCUCCCAGACCCUGAGAUUACUGAGUACUCAGGCCCUCCCAGACCCUGAGAUUACUGGGCACUCAGACCCUCCCAGACCCUGAGAUUACUGGGCACUCAGACCCUCCCAGACCCUGUGAUCACUGGGCACUCAGACCCUCCCAGACCCUGAGAUUACUGGGCACUCAGACCCUCCCAGACCCUGAAAUUACUGGGCACUCAGACCCUCCCAGACCCUGAGAUUACUGGGCACUCAGAUCCUCCCAGACCCUGAGAUCACUGGGCACUCAGACCCUCCCAGAUCCUGAGAUCUCUGGGCACUCAGACCCUCCCAGGCCCUGAGGUUACUGGACACUUAGACCCUCCCAGAUCCUGAGGUUACUGGGCACUCAGAUCCUCCCAGACCCUGAAAUUACUGAGCACUCAGAUCCUCCCAGACCCUGAGAUUACUGGGCACUCAGAUCCUCCCAGACCCUGAGAUUACUGAGUAUUCAGACCCUCCCUGACCCUGAGAUUACUGGGCACGCAGAUCCUCCCAGACCCUGAGAUUACUGGGCACUCAGACCCUCCCAGACCCUGAGGUUACUGGGCACUCAGACCCUCCCAGACCCUAAGGUUACUGGGCACUCAGACCCUCCCAGACCCUAAGGUUACUGGGCACUCAGAUCCUCCCAGACCCUGAGAUUACUGAGUAUUCAGACCCUGAGAUUACUGGGCACUCAGACCCUCCCAGACCCUGAGAUUACUGGGCACUCAGACCCACUCAGACAGUGUGCAGCUCAGCAUGGGAGUGGAAGGUGCAGACUCUGACUGAGAUUAUUUGGAUCACACUGACCUCUGCUGCUACCUCUAGCAUUGUGCAGAUCAACAACAGGGUCAUUGUGGGAACUGCUUGAAUUCCGAGCUUCCUCCAGGCCCAGCCCAACCUGAUUUGGAAUAUCAACCUUUCCUUCGUAAGCACUGGGCCUGGUCUUAGGAAUUCCUCAGUCAAAAGCCAGCACUGGGCCAACGGACAGAGCUGAGCUUGACCAGGAUGAAGUGAAUGUUGUUUACAGAUUUGGAUAGAGAACAUCUGAACAGGCAGGAAACGAAGUGUAGAAAUGAAUGAGGUCUUUUUCUGAAAGGCAGCCAGUGACUAGUCAGAAACUGUAGGGAUCAGUGCUAGGACCCGAGCUAUUUACAAUAUCAACUAAUGAUUUAGGUGAUGGAACUGAAUGUAAUAUUCUGAGUUUGCAGAUGACUCAAAGCUGUAUGGGAAGGUGAGCUGUGAGGAGGAUGCAGAGAUGCUUCAAUGUGAAUUGGACAGGUUGAUUGAGUAGGGAAAUGCAUGGCAAAUGCAGGAUAAUGUGGAUAAAUGUGAGGUUAUCCGCUUUGCUACAAAAACACGAAGGCAGAUUAUAAUCUGAAGAGUGAUAGAUUGGAGAAGGGGGUGGUGCAAUGCGACCUGGGGAGUUCUUGCAAACCAGUCACUAAAGGAGAAGAGAGGGCAGUGGAUGUUAUCUAUAUGGACUUUGGUAAGGCCUUCGACAAGGUCACACAUGGCAGGCUGGUCAUGAAAGUUAGGUUACAUGGGAUCCAGGGAGAUCUAGCAAACUGGAUUCAAAAUUGGGUCUAUUGUCGGAAGCAGAGGUUGAUGGUUGAAGGUUGUCUCUUGAAUUGGAGGCCUGUGACUAGUGGUGUGCUACAGGGGUCGGUGCUUGGACCUUUGUUAUUUGUUAUUUAGAGAAAUGAUCUGGAUGUGAAUGCACAAGGCAUGGUUAGUAAGUUUGCAGAUGAUACAAAAUUAGGAGGUAUAGUUGAUAGCAAAGAAGGUUAUUAAACAUUACAGAGAGGCCUUGGUCAGUUGGAGAAGGGGGCUGAGGAUUGACAAAUACAACUCAAUACAGCUAAGUGUGAGGCAUUGCAUUUAGGAAAGCCAAACCAAGGUAGGACUUCUACAGUAAGUGGUCAGUUCCUGAGGAGUGCUGUGGAACAGAGGGACCGAGGAGUACAAGUACAUUGUUCAUUGAAAAUGGCAUCACAGUUAGCAGGGUGGUGAAGAAUGCAUUUAGCAUGCUGCCUUCAUCCAUCGAGGAACUGAGUAUAGGAGUUGGGACAUUAUGUUACAGUUGUAUUCGUCAUUUGGAGAAUUGUAUGCAGUUUUGAUCACCCUGUUACAGGAAAGACACAGUUAAACUGGAAAGUGUGCAAAGGGGAUUUAUGAGGAUGUUCUCGUUUCGGGCCUAGACCCUUCAUCAGAAGAUGAAGGGUCCAGGCCCGAAACGUCAGAUUUUGUGCUCCUAAAAUGCUGCUUGGCCUGCUGUGUUCACCCAGCUCCACACUUUGUUAUCUCUAUAUUUGUUGUUCAUGAUCUGUUUUCAGUGAAUUUAUCCUGAGAAUCUCGCAGCUGUGGUUACAAUCACUGCAAAAAGUCUCAUGACUACAGAUCCUCACCACAAAUUAUUUUCA
Molecule: messenger RNA, 4564 nt
Organism: Stegostoma tigrinum
Lineage: Eukaryota; Metazoa; Chordata; Chondrichthyes; Orectolobiformes; Stegostomatidae
Product: prostaglandin F2 receptor negative regulator-like
Exons: 9
Coding region: 149-1936 (595 amino acids)
Biological process (GO): complement activation, classical pathway; B cell receptor signaling pathway; innate immune response
Cellular component (GO): external side of plasma membrane; blood microparticle; immunoglobulin complex, circulating
Molecular function (GO): antigen binding; immunoglobulin receptor binding
Source: RefSeq, a predicted model, not a curated record